Messenger RNA from Naegleria gruberi, 495 nucleotides. RefSeq lists its product as uncharacterized. The coding region runs from base 1 to 495 and encodes 164 amino acids. NCBI's taxonomy places the organism in Eukaryota, Heterolobosea, Eutetramitea, Acrasida, Naegleriidae. The record is from RefSeq and is a predicted model, not a curated record. Gene Ontology annotation, molecular function: protein binding. The transcript has a single exon.
AUGAAAACUUUAAAGACACUCAUUUUGAAUGAUAACCCGAUUGGUCAACUAGGAGCAGCCUUGAUUUCUAAAUUGACUAAUUUAAGAGAAUUGAAUUUAACAAACACUUGUAUGAACGAUAAGGGAGUUGAAUAUAUUUCUAAAAUGGCCAGUUUACGAGAUCUCCAAAUUGGCACAAAUCACAUGAUUACCAAGUUGGGAGCUCUUUAUCUUUCCCAAAUGAAAAACCUCCAAAGACUCUCUGUUCCUGCAACUUCUAUUAAUGAUCAGGGAGUUGAAUUUCUAGUCAACUUGGACUCGCUGCAAUACCUUGAUGCCAGAGGUUUACCAUUAUCAAUCAGAGGGCUUGAGACUCUUCUCGAGUACAAAACCAAACACAACACUAUACAAGUGGAACACAUACCAAUACCUCCAACUAUUCAAUUCAUACCUUGUUGUCCAAUUACAUUCUUUCAAUACCGAUUCGAUGAAUAUAACAAUUACUUUGAUCAAUGA